Messenger RNA from Colletotrichum spaethianum, 1986 nucleotides. RefSeq names its product protein NLRC3. The record is from RefSeq and is a predicted model, not a curated record. The coding region runs from base 1 to 1986 and encodes 661 amino acids. Lineage: Eukaryota; Fungi; Ascomycota; Sordariomycetes; Glomerellales; Glomerellaceae. The transcript has a single exon. Gene Ontology annotation, molecular function: protein binding.
AUGCCUGACAGCAACGACGCUACUCGGGUCGACAUGGACGAGGCGAUCCGCCUGGCCGCCCUCUGCCGGCAGGCUUUUAAUCUCCUGAAUGCCCAUAUGCCCGACUUCAACCACUCAAAAGCCUACACUGCUGAUGAGAUACUCGCGCUGCCCAUAGACACUGUCCGCCUGGCCGAUGAGUUGCACGGUCUCCCCCGCCGGAAAUCUGGGCGAUCCCAUCUGGCCGGGGCCAUUGCAACGCUGUUGUAUCCCGCCACUUACGAGGAUGCUGUGUCACCCGUCAUACGGUACGACGCUGCGCGGGUGAGACUGCGUGCGUGGGUAGCCCUGCAGCGGAAAUACGACAUCUUUGCCGCUACCAAACGGAACGGCCACAGCUUCCGCGGCUUGACUGGCGGCGCUGCACCCGGUGUGCAUGCGCCUGUCUGGGCAUCCCGGAUCCUUGCUCAGGGCCCGUGGGACCCGGCCAAGCUCCCCGUGGCCCUGGCUGGCACGAAAGCCAUUCCAAUGCCCGUCGCCGUCGCCGAUGCCGCCGAUCUGGCUCCGUUCUUCGGCCACCUCGAGCAGGGCGGCACCCAUGAGCUCGAUGAGAACUCCGCCGGUACUGACCUCGACGGCGGCAAGGGCGAGCCCAUCUACGGUGUCAGAGGCGCCGAGUUCCGCAAAGGCGUCGUCUACGAGGACGGCCGCAUGGAUUUGUGCAAAAUGGUUGUUGGCCCAGAUCACAUCGGCAACCUGAUGGAUAGCUUACGGCCGAACCCCUUCGUCCGACAUUUCCUUUUAGGCAAUAACAUCAUUGGCCCGGUUGGCGCUCAGGAGAUCGCUGGGUUCAUCCGGGAGUUCCCCGACCGUAUGGACACUUGGUAUCUGGCAGGCAACUGCAUCGACGCCCCCAGCUUCAAGACACUUGUCGACGCCUUGAUCAAGUCGGACGCAGUGACCAACGUUUGGCUUAAACGAAAUCCACUAGGUCCCGCGGCUGCUGCAGAUGUCUACCGCCUCAUCACUGAGACAAAAAACCUUCGCACGUUGGACCUCGACCAGACCGAGCUCGGGGAUGCCGGUGUCGCAGAGCUGUUCCGGCGUCUGACCAUGUUCUCUCUUGCUGUUCCCGGCCGUACGCAACUACCCCUGCGCAAUAUUUACUUGAACGGCAACGGCAUUUCGACCAAGGCUGCAUUUGCGAUCGCCGCCUUCUUGGGUUCGCCUGCCUGUGGCAUCACCUCGCUCUACUUGUCAUGCAACCCCUUGGGCGAUAAAGGUGCACAAGUUCUUGCUUCUGGCAUCUGCAAGGCCGACCAGCUCUCUCGGCUAUCACUGCAGUCCACCGGUCUAACAGCUGCUGGGGCUGUUGACAUCGUCCAGGCCAUCACGUCGCAUCCCCGUAUGCGCUCCUUGGAUGUUGGCCAGGCGUAUGCGACCGUUGACCUUGGCCAGGCGUGGAACUACAUCGAUAACGAUGCUGUUCCAUCAAUCUGCGAGCUCGUGUCAACCAACCAGACUCUCAAGUACCUGAACCUGGGCCACUGCCCCAUCACACCGCCAGAGCUGCGCAAGAUCGACGCCGCUGUCUUGAAAAGCUCUCUGCUGUACUACAAUACGUACUCGAUCCUUCCGGAUCCGAAUGCAAAGACUCCAACAUUCAACCCAUCAGCUGAUCAUACGAUGCCAGACAUGCACUCGUGGUCGGCACCGACCAAAGAUGAAAAGGUCCUCGAGAAGGCCGUCGACAACCACCUGGAGGCGAAUGUCAAAGCCACAUAUGGAAACCACAUGACUUACGCAAAAUUCCUUGAUGGGGAGAAACGAUGGAUCGUCAACGACAAGACUGACGUGCGCAAAAUCGAUUCCGUGUACCGCAAUCGCGACGCCGGUAAUGCUCGACGCAGGCUGCAGGUCCUGGUCAAAGACUGGGAUGAGAACGACGACACACUCGAGCGAGUCAUGAGUGCCAAAGGUCCUUUCUGCACUAUACGCAAACACUGA